AUGGGUAGUUUGGCCCGAUUGGUAUCUGAGGAGAGACCUUUGGCUAGGGAUGUUCAGACUUUGGCAAACGGGAUGGUGAGACUUGAUAUUUCAGAUUCAGGUAGAGUUUUGGCUUGUGUUGAGGCGAGGUCGUCGCUUUUGGAUCAGAUUAAGGCACAACAGUUCGAGGAUGCUAAGUUGUGCAAGAUUCGUGAUAAAGUGUUGAGUGGAGAGGCCAAGGAAGUUACGUAUGAGCAUCAGAGACCAGGGGAUACGCUUCAGAGGAUGUCCAUUCCAGAGUGGAAGUUGACUAAGUCUGCGCACUUCAUUCCAGUUCAGAUGACCUACAAUGUAGAGAAGUUGGCCAAGAUUUAUAAGUUGGCCAAGAUUUAUAUCCAUGAGAUUAUUCGAUUGCAUGGAGUGCCAAUUUCCAUUAUCUCCGAUAGAGAGUUUGCGUAUAACAACAGCGAUCAUUCGAGUAUCGACAUGGCUCCAUUCGAGGCUUUAUAUGGGAGGAGAUGCCGAUCUCCGAUUGGCAAGUUUGAUGUUUUUGAGGUGAGACCUUGGGGUACCGAUCUUUUGAGGGAGUCAUUGUAUAAGGUGAAGUUGAUUCAAGAAAAGCUUCUGGCAGCUCAGGGUAGGCAAAAGGAGUAUGCGGACCGGAAGGUCCGAGAUCUAGAGUUCGUGGUAGGUGAGCAGGAGGAGCCGAUAGCCAUUUUGGAUGGGGAGGUUCCAAAGUUGAUUUCAAAGGAAAGAGCUUCGGUGAAGGUUCAGUGGAAGAACCGUCCAGUCGAAGAGGCUACGUGUGAGACCGAGGCGGACAUGCGCAGUAGCUAUCCCCAGCUUUUCACCCUGUCAAGUACCUUUCCUUCGUUUCAUUUCUUGUCCGUUCAAGGAUGA
Messenger RNA from Lycium ferocissimum, 879 nucleotides. RefSeq lists its product as uncharacterized. Lineage: Eukaryota; Viridiplantae; Streptophyta; Magnoliopsida; Solanales; Solanaceae. The record is from RefSeq and is a predicted model, not a curated record. The transcript has 5 exons. The coding region runs from base 1 to 879 and encodes 292 amino acids.